AGAGGGCAUCCAAGGCUCUCUCUUGGGUUGGGUAUGUCUCUUCCUGCCUCUCCCCGCUCCCCUGUGUCUCACAGGGUGGUGUGCUAUUGUUUGUACAGAGGAGGAAGAGUGCAAGCAAGCAAGAACAACAGCAGUAACAGUAGCAGUAGCAUCAGGCAGCCACACAGGAGCUACUGCCAGCCCCUGCACAGCCUGGGUUCUGAUCAUUGAUUGACAAAAACCCAGCUAUUACAUUCCCUUUUUAUAUUUUAUGCACGCAUACAUUGAUACAUAUAUAAUCCCACCCAUCCCUGUACUUACUCCUUGUUUCUUGGCACCUUUCUGUGCUUCUAGAUUUCCUUGGAUUCCAUAUAGGCAGGCCAUUCAUUUGCUCUGAUAGCUGCCUAGUUUUAUCCUCUUCUUGGUUUCUUGAUUUUUGUGGGCUCUUGGCUCCCUGUGUUCAAUCUUGCCCCUCGCUCUUUGCCUGAAGAUUGCAAUCUUGUCGAGCUUUUCUUUGAAUUCUUCAUCUUCUUGUUGCUGGGAGCCAUGGAUGAGAGGAUCCCACAGCCCCCGUUGUUCCAGUACUCACCAUCCGGAAUCCAUUCUUCCCCUCAUCACAACAAUCCCUUGAGGUCUUCUGCCUCCGAGAGGGAGAGAUAUCUUGCUGAAUUACUUGCCGAGAGGCAGAAAUUAGCCCCGUUCAUGCAAGUUCUUCCUUUCUGUAACAGGCUUCUAAACCAAGAAAUUUUGCGGGCAUCUUCUUUGCCACCUAACGCAAAUUUUGUUGAACCUGAGAGAAUCGAUCAUGGUAGCCCAAGCCCAUUAAGAUUAGCUGGCCACCCAAUGAAUGGUCAACCAAUGGAUCUAGAGGGAUGGUCUGGAAUGCAAACAAAGCAUUUGGGAGUACUCCAGUCGUCAUCCAUGAGCUGGAAUGGUGCUCCUGGAGUUGUUGGCAACCCUGUGGUGAAAAAAGUUGUCAGGAUAGAUGUUCCUGUUGACAAGUAUCCCAAUUUCAACUUUGUCGGUCGUUUGUUGGGGCCACGUGGGAACUCCCUGAAAAGAGUUGAAGCUACAACCCAAUGUAGAGUAUUUAUUCGUGGACGGGGUUCAGUGAAAGAUUCUGUUAAGGAAGACAAGUUCAGAGACAAGCCUGGCUAUGAGCACUUAAAUGAUCCACUGCAUGUGCUUGUGGAAGCUGAGUUCCCGGCAGAUAUCGUUGAUUCCCGACUAAACCAAGCUGUGGCCAUAUUGGAGGAUCUUCUCAAACCAGUUGAUGAGUCCAUGGACUACUACAAGAAGCAACAGCUGAGAGAAUUGGCUAUACUGAAUGGCACUCUAAGGGAGGAAAGCCCAGGCCCUCACCUUAGUCCCAGUGUGUCCCCCUUCAACUCUACCGGGAUGAAGCGUGCGAAAACAGGACGCUGAUCUUAUUUCUGAUAAUGAAUUGCCUGAGGUGAUCAUGACUCGAAUAUCAGAUUACAAACGUUGCUCCACUGCUGGAGAUGAUUGCUGGUGCAUAUGAAGGAUGAGUACAGUUGGCUCCAGGCCUGUCAUGAUAUGCGCUUUACCGCAGAUGCCCUUGAAUGAACAAUUUGAUGUCGAAGAUAUGUGUCUGCUUGUGGGCUUGCUGUUAGGUCUUAUUAUUCUUUGUGUAUCUGACUUCUGAAUAUUAACAUUAUUGAUUGGCUGGUUCUAGAUUUGGGAUUAAAGUGUUGGGGAAAUAAUCAGGUUUUGUCUGUACAAGGAAUGGUUCCAGUAUGUUAAAAGGGUUGAUGUUCCUGUGGACUACUGUGAUCGAUACAACUCUCAAUAAGAUUAUUGCACUGGUGUAUUC
This is a messenger RNA of Phragmites australis (common reed), 1813 nucleotides long. Its product is annotated as KH domain-containing protein SPIN1-like. Gene Ontology annotation, biological process: regulation of mRNA splicing, via spliceosome. The record is from RefSeq and is a predicted model, not a curated record. The transcript is spliced from 7 exons. Gene Ontology annotation, cellular component: nucleus. Gene Ontology annotation, molecular function: mRNA binding. The coding region runs from base 526 to 1404 and encodes 292 amino acids. Lineage: Eukaryota; Viridiplantae; Streptophyta; Magnoliopsida; Poales; Poaceae.